Lodderomyces jiufengensis is the source of this 1347-nucleotide messenger RNA. It is a transcript of the gene PRP3, whose product is annotated as U4/U6-U5 snRNP complex subunit. The record is from RefSeq and is a predicted model, not a curated record. Bases 1 to 1347 code for a protein of 448 amino acids. The transcript has a single exon. NCBI's taxonomy places the organism in Eukaryota, Fungi, Ascomycota, Pichiomycetes, Serinales, Debaryomycetaceae. Gene Ontology annotation, biological process: mRNA splicing, via spliceosome. Gene Ontology annotation, cellular component: U4/U6 x U5 tri-snRNP complex.
AUGGUUAACAACAAAAGACAACAUGAAGAUGAUAAGUCAAAUACAAUAGAUAAAAAGGCAAACGUUAACAAAACCGGGAAGGGAUUAGAUGUUGAACUACAUCCAUUGCUAAAAAAUUUCAAUACACCAUCAACUUUUAAAUCAAAUAAAAAUCCAAUUAAACAAAAUUCCAAAAAAUGGUUUGAUCCAACUGCAUUUAAUCCAUACAUUAACCAAACCAAUUCAAUCCCAAGUCAUAAACCAAAAAAACUUAAUUUCAAUAAUAAAGGUAAAUAUAUUGAAAAAGGUAAUAAAUUUAGGGAAAAUUUAAAAAUUGAAAAUGAAGAAAGAAAAUUACAUGAAGAAUUAGCUGAAAAGGGAUUAAUUCCAGAUAAAUCAGUUGGAGAAGAUUUAUAUCAACCUGAAUAUCCACCUUUAAUUGAAUGGUGGGAUAGACCUUAUUUAAGAGAUAACAAUUACUUGAAAAUAAAUGAUGAUUCAAGAAUAAUACUAGAGAAUGAAGAACAACCAAUAACUAUUUAUAUACAACAUCCAGUAUUAAUCCCGCCAAUAUGGAAUAAUCCCGAACAAAAUCAAUUAAAACCAAUGUUUCUCACAAAGAAAGAACGUAAAAGAAUACGAAAAAAUGAUAGACAAAUAAAACAUAAAGAAAAACAAGAUAGAAUUAAAUUAGGAUUAGAACCACCACCACCACCAAAAGUGAAAUUAUCAAAUUUAAUGAAUGUCUUGACUAAUGAAUCUAUAAGAGAUCCAACAGCAGUUGAAAAUAAAGUUAAACAAGAAAUUGAAGAAAGGUUGCAAAAACAUUUAGCUGAUAAUGAAGCAAGAAAAUUAACAAAAGAUGAAAAAAAUGCUAAAAUAUAUGAAAAACAAGAAAAAGAUCUAGCUAAAGGAAUAUUUUCAACUGUUUAUAAAAUUGAUAAUUUAGAUAAUCCAUCACAUGCUUUUAAAGUUGAUAAGAAUGCAACACAACAUAAUUUAUAUGGAAUAUGUUUAAAAAAUCCUGAAUUUAAUUUGAUAAUUGUGGAAGGUGGUGAGAAAUCAAUUAAACAGUAUAAGAAAUUGUUAAUGAAUAGAAUUAAAUGGGAAGAAGUUAUUAGUAAUGAAGGAGAAGAUGAAGCAAUGAUUGAAACUUCAAACAGUAAUAAAUCUAAUGGUGAUAAUGAUGAUGAUGAUAAUGACACAAAAAACUCUUGUAAAAUAAUUUGGGAAGGUCAAUUACCAGAUGUUAAUUUUCAAAAAUGGAGUAUAAUGUAUUCAAGAAAUGAUGAUGAAGCAAUGAAUGUAUUAAAAAAAUUUAAAUUGGAGAAUUAUUGGAGAUUAGCUAAAACUUAUAAAUCUGAAUAA